AUGGAGCUAAACGAUGCCGAGCUGUACUCUCCUCUGGAGGGGGACUCAACUGGAAGUACAAAUUUACGUUAUGGUAUCACUUUUUCCACAUCACCGGUGCCCGAGCUAUUCGUUUUGGCAGAUUUUGAUGCAGAAGCUAGCCAUAAAGCCUCCUUCUUGGCCGCCUUCCAUAGCACAUCAGUGCAGGUACCAGUAAAUCUGGAUGAGGCUGAUUUUGCGCUUUGA
This is a messenger RNA of Protopolystoma xenopodis, 225 nucleotides long. The record is from the annotation of a GenBank genome assembly. Lineage: Eukaryota; Metazoa; Platyhelminthes; Monogenea; Polystomatidea; Polystomatidae.